Messenger RNA from Arctia plantaginis, 1854 nucleotides. Lineage: Eukaryota; Metazoa; Arthropoda; Insecta; Lepidoptera; Erebidae. The record is from the annotation of a GenBank genome assembly.
AUGAACCAAAGCACAGAAAGAAAGAGUUCCAUAAAUGGUAGAAUGGAUACUCUGCACGUAGGUCACGGUCACAGCAAGGGUUCCAGCAGAAGUCAGUCACCGUCGACGGCGGAUUUGGCGAGGGACCCGGCUGUCGUGACUGACGAUGCUGUCAUCAGAUCUAGGGUGCAGUCACCAUCGACGGUACACCAUGUUGUUAGCGAGCCGUCAUCAUCAACGUCAUCACGUCACGGGGAUCGAGCACACCAUGUCAAAUCCCACUCGAGGGACCUGGGCAACAGUCCGCUCUCGGCUAAUACCACAGUCAAUAGUUCCAGAGACCUGGAAGAUUCGCCCCAGAAGAAAAUCCUACCAGGCUUAAUAACAGCAGGGGAUUAUUCAAGCACAGUGUACAGUCCUAACGUGUCGUAUGGGUUGUCCUCGGACGAGUACGGUUCACCCGCGUAUAGAAGUCAAGAUGGGCCAGGGGACUAUUCUAUUCAAGAUGAAGGCGACGGGACGAACGUAACGUCAUCUAAAGCAGCCGCAGCGAUCGUACAUCUCAACAACAAGAUAGAGCGCACCAAAGAACUAAUACGUCUGGAGCAAACAAUACGGGACGAUAACGUUAACGAAUACCUAAAGUUAGCGGCUAACGCUGAUAAACAACAGCUGCAGCGCAUCAAAGCAGUCUUUGAGAAGAAAAACCAAAAGAGUGCUUUAUGCAUCGCGCAACUACAGAAGAAAUUAGAAGGGUACAAUAAGAGGAUCAAGAACUGGGAGGUAUGCAGGCAACAUGGCACGAGCGGGCAGGCGCAUAGACAACCGCGUGAAGUGCUACGAGACAUGGGACAGGGACUCAAGAACGUGGGCGGUAACAUCCGCGACGGCAUCACGGGGCUGGGCGGCAGCGUCAUGGCGGCGCCGCGCGAGUUCGCGCACCUCUUCACGCGCUCCAACCGCUUCGGCUCCGCGGACAACAUCGCGCAGCUCGCCGAAAACUCGGGUCCUUCGAACGCGUCGUCGGAAGGCUCCCGUGCGUCGGAGGCCGGCGAGGCGGGCGCCCCGCGCGGCUCGACGCUGCCGCGCGCCGCCACCUCGCCCGCGCCCAAGUACAGCCCCGAGGCCUCGCCCAGCUCCUCCGUCACCAGCGAGGGAGCUCCGUACCCUCCACAAACAGGUUCAAACAACAUCACGGAGGCAACGUUCACAAUAAAACCGAUACUGAACGAACUGCGCGAGCGCAGGGAAGACUAUGAGCGGUUAUCGGAAAAAAUUGAUUCGUUAAAGAACUUGUCACAAGAAGUGUCGUUCCUAUCGGCUGCGCUACAGGAGGAACGGUUCAAGACUGAGCGGCUGGAAGAGCAAAUCAAUGAUCUCACAGAACUGCACCAGAACGAGGUGGAGAAUUUGAAGCAGGCAUUAACAGACGUGGAGGAGAAGGUCCAAUACCAGAGUGAGGAACGAAUACGAGAUAUACACGAAGCACUCGAUCUCUGCCAGACAAAGAUAAGCAAGCUAGAGCAAUGGAUGGCGGGGUCGGGCGGCGGCGGCGGCGUGGGGGGCGGCGGGGGCGAGUCGGGGGGCGCGGGCGCGCUGCCGCCGCGCCUGCUGCUCGUCAAGCUGCUCAACGUCGCGCUCACGCUGCUGCAGCUCGCGCUGCUGCUCGUCGCCACCGUCGCGGGGGUCGCCAUGCCCUUCCUCAGGACUAGGGUACGUGUCAUCACUACAAGCUUAGCAGUGAUGGUCGGCGUGAUGGUGCUGAAGCAAUGGCCGGAAGUGACGCAACUGUCGGAGGCGCUGGUGCGACGGCUCAAGGAGUACCUCCUCGACAAACAUCACGACAGGUAUGAAUGCAAGUCGUUAUGUGGUUGA